AUGGUAGAUUGGACAAAUGAAAAUGUAUUAAAACUUAUUGAAGUUUAUCGUAGUAAAGAAAUAAUAUGGAACCCUAUGAACAAAAAUCAUUUUAAUAAGAUUUUGAAAAAUGAUGCUUGGAAUGAAAUCGCAAGUGAAUUGUCCGAUCAUAUUUCAACUACAAUCACUGCAAAUGAAUGUAAAACUAAAAUUGUGACAAUACUUGCUGCAUAUAGAAGGGAAAAAAUGAAAAUACGGAAAAGUAUAGGAACCGGUUCAGGUGCUGAAGACGUGUAUAAGUCAUCGUGGUUCGCAUUUGAAAGUUUAGAAUUUUUAAAAAACAAAGAUACUCCUCGACAAAGAAGAUGCACGAUGGCCGAUGAUAAUGAUCCAACCGAAAUUAACCAAAUUCCUACUGAAGAACUACAAAUUCAUUCUAAAGAAACACAAAUUACCUCAGAAAAUCAAGGUUCAUCAACACAGCCAUCAAAAAAAAAAAAAAUUAUCAAAGAAGAUGGUAGACUAGAUAAAGCGUUCAAAAUUCUAGAAUCGGCGGCAUCAGCCUCAGCCGUAAAUAAUGAAAGUCAAUCAUUUGGACAGUUUGUUGGAAGUAAAUUAGAAAAAUACAACCAACAAGUUAGAAGUAUUGUUCAAUAUGAAAUAUCAAAUAUUUUAUUUAAAGCAGAUUAUGGAUAUUUUAAUCAACAACAAUUAACAUAUCAAAAUAAUCACUACAUUUCUGAUCCAUCAACUCAUAAUUAUAAUUAUCAUUCGCAAAGUUAUCCAAUGAACAUGCAUUCUUCUUCACUGCCAUACUCAUUUCCAACUCAUGAUACUAAUAUUACAUAUACACCAGUACCACAAACAUCUCCAGCUGCAUUUACACAAUCAUCUCCAGCUAAAUUUACACAAACAUCUACACCAGUUCCGUCACCCUCAAAUACAUUUACUUCUGAAGAAUUGGAUUUCAGUGAUAUUAUGUAAAUGCAAUUAUUAUUUAAU
Messenger RNA from Melanaphis sacchari, 981 nucleotides. RefSeq lists its product as uncharacterized. NCBI's taxonomy places the organism in Eukaryota, Metazoa, Arthropoda, Insecta, Hemiptera, Aphididae. The record is from RefSeq and is a predicted model, not a curated record. The transcript is spliced from 3 exons. The coding region runs from base 1 to 963 and encodes 320 amino acids.